Arvicanthis niloticus (Nile rat) is the source of this 681-nucleotide messenger RNA. NCBI's taxonomy places the organism in Eukaryota, Metazoa, Chordata, Mammalia, Rodentia, Muridae. The record is from RefSeq and is a predicted model, not a curated record.
AUGGCUCUUCAUCACAUCCGACAGUACCAGGAGAGGGACCACAAAAGGGUCCUGGAAUUGUUCUCCAGUGGCAUGAAGGAGCUUGUCCCUGCUGCCUUCCGCCAGAUGCUGACACUGCCUCAUUCUCUUUUGCUCUUACCUGGGGUGCCUGUGACCAUAGUCCUGGUGUCUGGGUCCUGGCUCCUGGCCACAGUAUACAGCUUCCUCUUUCUCCUUUGCCUCUGGGUCAUUUUCUGGCUUUCUUGCAGAAAUUUUGUGACUACAAGUUUGCAGGCAGACCUGGCUGACAUCACCAAGUCUUACCUGAAUGCACAUGGUUCCUUCUGGGUGGCUGAGUCUGGGGGGCAGGUGGUGGGCAUGGUGGGUGCUCUGCCAGUCAAGGAUCCUCCAAUAGGGAGGAAGCAGAUGCAGCUCUUUCGCCUGUCUGUGUCCUCACAGCAUAGAAGAAAAGGGAUAGGGAAGGCACUGGUCAGAACUGUCCUCCAGUUUGCACGAGACCAGGGCUACAGUGAUGUUGUCCUGAAGGUUGGCUGUGUGCAGUACAGUGCUCUGUCUCUCUACCAGGCCAUGGGCUUCCAGAAGACAGGCCAGUACUUUGUCAGCAUAACCAAGAGGCUAAUGGGCCUUUCUAUUCUUCAUUUCACCUACUCUCUCCAUUUUGCUUGGGAACCGGGGAUGUGA